This is a messenger RNA of Mercurialis annua (annual mercury), 453 nucleotides long. RefSeq names its product pectinesterase inhibitor 9-like. The transcript has a single exon. The coding region runs from base 1 to 453 and encodes 150 amino acids. Gene Ontology annotation, molecular function: enzyme inhibitor activity. The record is from RefSeq and is a predicted model, not a curated record. Lineage: Eukaryota; Viridiplantae; Streptophyta; Magnoliopsida; Malpighiales; Euphorbiaceae.
AUGCAAUGCCUCUCCAUCUUUCCAAAUUCUAGUCUAGAGAACCAAAAGCAGCUGGCGGAAACGGCUUUACUGGCAAGCCUAUUCAGAGCAGACAUCACAAGAUUGACCCUUCGAGAGGAAAGUGAUAUGAUGGAGUCGGAUUUAGCAAGUGAUUGUUCCGGCCUUAUUGAUGCGGCACACGAUUCCCUUAGCCAGUCCAUAGUAAUACUCCAUAACUUGGUAACCACAGGUCAAGGUCAUGAAUCCUUUUCACAGCGGUUAAGGGAGAUUCAGGACUGGCUCACAGCCGCCCAUUAUUCUAAUUCCUAUUGCCUCAACGAGUUCACAAGUGACAACAAUAUGAAUAAUUCAACAGAACUAGUUAGGGGCAGGGUUUUAUAUCAAUAUCAGACAACGGAAAAUGCAAUAGACCUUUUCAGGAGAUUUGCUAAGAGUUUAGGAGUACGUUUCUAG